Coregonus clupeaformis (lake whitefish) is the source of this 3973-nucleotide messenger RNA. Its product is annotated as transmembrane protein 248. The coding region runs from base 728 to 1660 and encodes 310 amino acids. Lineage: Eukaryota; Metazoa; Chordata; Actinopteri; Salmoniformes; Salmonidae. The transcript has 7 exons. The record is from RefSeq and is a predicted model, not a curated record.
ACCCAUGAGUGUGCCGACUCGCAUUUUUUCCUUCCAGCUUCAGAUUGAUUUUGUAGCGAGUAAUGAAGGUGUCAGGGGAAAUGUAUCGGAUUAAAAGUAUACUUUAAAAAAACAUAUAUGUAGUGAAGUAAAAGUCGACAGAAAUAUAAAUAGUAAAGUAAAGUACAGAUACCCAAAAAAACGAAUAUUUCGUUACUUUACACAACUGGUAUUUUCCCAUUUUGUAUUACAAAGUAUACUGGAUUAAUAUUAUAGUCCAGUUGGGGCGGUAAUGCAACAUAUUAGAUGCCAACCGCCGUUGGCAUCCAGUAUGAAAGAAAGUGUGCACUCACUAACUGUAAAUCGCUCUGGAUAAGAGCCGUCUGCUAGAUUACUGAAAUGUUAAACUCCAAAGAAGAAGAAGACGCUUUGAACACACCAGAAGUACGUUCAAAUCCAAUGGAACGCUGCGUUUGCCUUCCAGCAUUGCGUUGCAGAGGCAGUUGUAGUGCGUUCUGUGUGGUACAUACAUUGGAUUUAUCGAACGUAUGCUUCAAACUAUGCGUUAACGGGUGGACAGAAAUGGUAGCAGAAGGUGAAUGUUGAACUUUUGUUGCACACCUAUCCAGAUGAUGCUGCGUAAAAUUUUGCACAAACACUGUCGGUGUGAUCAAGGCGCCCAUUUGUAGACACUACGCUAGCGAGUAGCGCUUGCUAGCCAGCGAAGGCACACAAUCAUAUUGAGAAAAUGGUGUACUUGUUGAAUCCUCUGGAGAACCUGAGGAGCUACAUCAAUAACCGCCCACCGCUGGUCAUCGUUAUGGUCAGCGUCAGCACCGUGGCCAUUGCCUUCCUCACCAUCGGCUACUUCUUUAAGAUCAAGGCGAUCAAAUCCCCAGAGAUGACUGAGGAUUGGAACACCUUCCUGCUGCGCUUCAACGAGAUAGACUUCUGCGUGUCGGAGAACGAGACGCUCAAGCACAGCCUGAAUGAGUCAACCACGCCGGAGAGCAUGGUGACCAGCAGCCAGGCCCCGCUGCUGCUGGAGGAUCCGGGCCCCAUCAACAUUUCUGUGCCCAUCACCCUCACCCUGGACCCACUGAGGCCCUUCGGGGGCUACUCGCGCAACAUCACCCACCUCUACGCCACCGUGCUGGGGGGGCAGGUCGGCCUGGCCGGCAGGGAAGCUCAUGAGGAGAUGAACAUCACAUUCACGCUGCCGGCGUCAUGGAAUUCUGACGAGUGCGUGCUGCACGGCCACUGUGAGCAAGUGGUGUUUAGCACCUGUAUGACCGUCACUGCUGCCAGCAACGUCUUCCCUGUCACAGUGCAGCCGCCCCACUGCAUCCCAGAGACGUACAGCAACGCCACGUCCUGGUACAAGAUCUUCACCACGGCUCGCGACUCGGACACCAAGUACACGCAGGACUACAACCCUUUCUGGUGUUACAAAGGAGCCAUCGGGAAGGUGUACCACGCCCUCAACCCCAAGCUGACUGUCAUCGUGCCAGACGACGACCGCUCGCUCAUCAACCUGCACCUAAUGCACACCAGCUACUUCCUCUUUGUGAUGGUCAUCACCAUGUUCUGUUAUGCUGUCAUCAAGGGCCGGCCAGGGAAAGUACGGACAACAACCAAUCACGACUUCUGCCCUGAAAAGGUGGCCUUGUCAGAGGGGUAAGAAGAACUCUAGGAUCUCCACCAUAACUGAACUAUAGCCGAGGAGAAGGUAGAAGAAGAAAACAUUUCCAGUUGCCUACUGAACCCUGAAAAAAAUACAGGGGUGCAAAGCUCUGUGAAUGCAUUUCUCUGCAAUGUUGGGUCACUCCAACCAAAGACAAAUUAUAUAAGUGCCUGUAUCUACUGUGUAAAUAUUUGUAGGAACUCUUCAAUUCAUUACAGAAACAGUUUGCCUGAAACCCCUGUGCCAUUGGUGACAACUCAAAUGCAAUAUCAUCAGAGCAAAAAGUCCUGAUGCGAGAUUGUCACCUCCCGCAUAAUCAUCAGGGAAAUCCUGUGAACUCCAUGUGUUGUUUAUGGUGAAAAGCCUUUGGUUACCUCGAACAUCGGGCCGUCGUCACACUGACAUAUGAUUUCUCUGCCUUUCUCUUCCCUCUGUCUUCAUCAUUCGCUUGUGUGUUCUUGAGUGGUUUAUUCUUGCUUGCAUUCUGAUAGUCCUGCAAUGGUGUGUGUGUGUUGAAGGAAAAAGCAGGCUUACUCGCCUCAGGAGUGUUGGAGGCUACAAGCCUUUUAUAGCACCUGGAAGUUACUUUUUAACUGACAAGAGUCCCAGCUAUGUCAAGUGGACUUCUGGAAAAUUGGUUGCCACAAUAUGGUGCAAAUGUCAAACUCCAUCUUCCUCCUUUUACAACCAUAUUUUUGUUUUAGUCCUACUUUCUUCCAAUAAGAUGAGCUUGUUGCUUCAAGUCAAGCUUGCGUGAUGCUGCUGACAUCAAAGCUUGUCAUACAUAGCAGAAAAAAUGCCCUUUUUCCUUGAAUUUAGUAUGCUGAUGACUGGUAUGCAUGUUAAUAAUUGGUUGUGCUCUAUUUUAAGCAUUCUGUUAUUUAUGUUUUAAUAUGUGUUCUGGGGAUGGAAAAGUGUGUGUGUAAUAGUGGAGUGAUUUACAGUAUAUGACAAAGUGCUUCACUGGCAACAAAUAAUUUAUUUUGAUUUACCUCUGUUUUUAAAAUUGUAUUUCAAUUCGUUCCGUUAUUGAUACACUUACUGAAUGUACUUUUUAAAAGCAACACCAUUUACAACAGCGACGCUGCAUUACAACUAUGAUAAUCAAAUGUAAAAAAAGAAAUUCCAAUCAUUUUGAAAUGUGAUGUACCUUUUUUUUAGUUGUUUUGUCAGCCUUUACCUCAAACUUUAAUUUCGAUUUUUUGGGGGGGCAGAACAGUAUUCUCAUUGUUUUUUGUUGCAGUAAGUUACAUUUUGAAAUUCCUUAUUUUUCCAUCUGUCAAUUUAUCAAAAGACAAGUCAGUACAGUCCUAGCUUCUUGCUUUGUUUCAUUUGCGUGUGAUUGAAUUGAUCCCUUUUAUCAUUUUGAGAAAUGGUUUUCGAGUUUGAAAUGGGUUUUAAGGGUGCUGUCAACCUUGGUUUUCCUACAGUAGUUAACUGAGUGUGGCAUACAAUACAUGCUUCUCCUCUCCAUAGCACUGCAUAAUCCCACUAUCUUCUCUGUCUUGAUAGUUCUGAAGUUCAUAAAUCUUCAUGGUUGAGAGUAUGCAGCUGUAGGUGCACCCAUAUCCUUUUUGUCUGGUUUAGGUGUCAAACAUACGGGCGGUUUAAAUGUUAUUUUAUUUGUAUUUAGUUUUACUCAAACUGCCUGCGGGCAGCAUUGAAAUCGUUGGUUUGAGGUUUUUUUUAAACGGACACUAAAUCGGAACUGUAUAGAAAUUAUAUAUAUAUAUAUUACAUUUAUGCAGUCUCUUUAAUCUGUCUAGCUUGAUCACAAUCACCGAAAUGAAAGCUAGGUAGUCAGGGAGCGUCGACAAUUCAAAAAAAUUAUGCAUAGAGGACUAUUUAUUUCUGAUUUCUUUGGGACUGCGAGGAAAUGUAACCAAUUUUCAGUGCGGGCCUACAGCCCUCAGUGAAGGCCGAAUACCGCCCAUGAGGCUAAAUGAUAUUGACACCCCUGGUCUAGUGCGUUCACAGUCAGGGCUGAAUAUAUUGCAUUUUGAAAACAUUGUAGUGUGUCACUUCAAUACAUAGUAAGGGCAGUGUCCUAGGGUGAUAUGAAUUAAGAGAAAGAUGAAAAGUGAAGCAUUAAGUUUUAAGCUCAGCAACCAUGAAUUGAAAUGCCUAUCAUUUCCUACCUAUCAUGUUGUCCUUUUCGUCCCUGUGAGAAAUGCCUGCCCAUUUGAAAGAUUGUCUUAAUAUUAAUAUUACAUGGUUGUUUUUGUUCUACAAGUAGAUGUAUAUACAGUGCAUUCGGAAAGUAUUCAGACCCCUUGACUUUUUCCACAUUUUGUCACGUUACGUCCUUAU